Rhincodon typus (whale shark) is the source of this 6065-nucleotide messenger RNA. It is a transcript of the gene bora, whose product is annotated as bora aurora kinase A activator. The transcript is spliced from 13 exons. Gene Ontology annotation, molecular function: protein kinase binding. Lineage: Eukaryota; Metazoa; Chordata; Chondrichthyes; Orectolobiformes; Rhincodontidae. Gene Ontology annotation, biological process: regulation of mitotic nuclear division; regulation of mitotic spindle organization; activation of protein kinase activity. Bases 90 to 1985 code for a protein of 631 amino acids. The record is from RefSeq and is a predicted model, not a curated record. Gene Ontology annotation, cellular component: cytoplasm; nucleus.
UUUCCUGUUGUUUCCAAUUUCCAAUAUCUGCAGUAUUUUGUCUUCAUUAAAAGAAAGUGAAAAGGUGCUACUUACUAUAAGAAAGAGGAAUGGGAGAUUUGAAGAGUGAGACCAGGGUACAUGUAACGCCAGACACACCUGGGCGACCUCCUGUCUCAAAUCCUUUUGAGAGCCCCAGUGAUUAUGCAACAUUGCAUGAACCAGUAGUCCCUAGUCCCUCUGUCUUCAAAUUAGUGAAAACACCUGAUUCACAGACACCUGGAAAAUUCAGAUGGUCCAUUGGAGAGCUUGCCAUCCUGCAUCCAAUUGAAAUUGAUCCAGAAGAUGUUCACCAGCAAUCUGCAUACAUGAGCUGCACCAGAUUAGAUAAUGAUAUUGAGGCAAGAAAACAAAAAGCCAUUGAAGAAUUUUUCUUGAAUAGUGUCAUUGUCCCUUCUCCUUGGACUCAACCUGAAGGGAAACCGAUUCUACAAUCCCAUCGAAUCAAAUGUUCAUCCUGGGAGAGGAAUUCUUCAGUUAUAUCGAAAGAAUCUGUUACAUUACCUGGGAUGCAUAAUGCAGCUUGUCAGACUAUGUUGUCCUUACCUGUAGACUUUGAUCUGGAGAAAAUAAUAGGUGAACAUUAUAAAUUGGAAGACGCUGCUGACCAAUCCCACGAAAGUCUGAGUGCAUCUUCACUUCGGAGAAAGCUGUUUAUUGAUGGUGAAAGAAGCUACUCUGAUAGCUCCUCCCUCCCUUCUCCAGAAGAAAGUCCAUGUGGUGGACCUGUUCAGCCUCACAUAAAUCUAAGGUCAUCGGAUUCUUCACCAUUUCGAUGCAAGAGCCCGACAAAAACUCCUAGUUCUGGGCAAUUUUCAUCAAGUCCCAUUCAAGAUGCUGUAAGAGCGUGCAGUUUAGGGAGCCUAACAAGCCCCAUGUUCCCAGGGAAAUCAUCACCGAAUACUGCAUCACCACCUUUGUCUCCGAUUGAACCUCAGCUUGACAAAAUGCCAGUUUCAGAAGAAAGGAGCUUUACUUCCAUGUCUCCUGUUGCUCCUGCUGCAGCUAUUUUAGAUGGGAAUUUUGACCACUGUACAGAAUCGCCUUUCAUAGAAGGAUGUUCACCAAUUAAGAUGUGUCCACCUAUGAAUCCCAGACUUCACAGUGACCUUUGUCACAUUUCUCCUCAAAAGUUAACUCUUCAGCAUGAACACAAAAAUGAGGAGAGAACCCAUUCUCCAGUACAAGAAAUAGAUGCAGAAGUGUUCUCUUUAUAUUUAGGAGCAGAAAAUAAAACAUGUCUCAAUCUCUCGGAUGUCAAAGAAAAUAUAAUAGUGCUUCAAGAUGAGAAUGAGGAUCAUACUGUUGAUAUGGCUGACCUAGGAGCACCUGAAGGCAAUGAUAGCAGUUGGGUAAAAGAAUCAGAAGGCAAUAUUAGUGUUCCAAGGACUAGCUCGACUGGAAUUGCAUUUAAUGUGGAUAGCCCUCACAUAUAUAUGUCACCUCUUGCAGAAAGCAGUGCUAUUCCUUCUGAGAGCAUUAGUAUGCAGGCUGAUAGUGGAUAUAAUACACAAACCACUUCUGCAAGCAGCCUAAUGGAUGCUAUUGGAACAGAUAGCCAGCUCGGUAAAGAGCAUUUGGAAAUGCAAUCUCUAGUUGGAACUUUACCUUCAAAUAAGCUUAAUCUAAAAUCUAAGGAUGUCCUUUGCUCGGAGUGUAAAGAGAACAAAGAAGUUAUGGGAUUGAAUUUGGCUGCUAAUUCAAAUAAACCCUUUCAUAUCAGUAGGCUGCGUUCAUCAUAUGAUAUGGUGCUGAGCCAGAACAUCUGCUAUCUGAAUGCUUGGAAAAAUCCCUGUGAACAAACACUCAAUAGAAUUUUUCAAAAGAAUGCAAAAUAUUCUCCAUCCCUACUACGUGAUGAGAGACCACGUUUCAUAAAACAACCUCUUGAAAUGACUGUGGAGGAACCUGAGCCCAUCACUGAUAACCCCAUGCCUGUGUUUUAACUGAGUCAUAAUACAAUAUUAAGUAAUCUUUGUUGAAUUUGAAAGGAUUUAAAUGAAUUUGUAAAUGCUACAAUUGGCUUGAUUAACCUGAAAACAUCUGAAGCGCAAUUAGAAUGAGUGACAAAGAACUUGACCAGCACUUCUGAAAACAUUAAUUGCAUGUAAUCAAAAAGAUGCUAUUGAUAAAGUUCCUGAAUUUACUGAUCAAUUACCCAUAAAAUCAUGCAUUUAAAGCAGCAGCUUCAGUUUAUGCAUUGUUUUUUCACUCAAAUUUAUGCAUAAGCAAAAAUCCCCAAUAGUCAUAGUUGUCUUAUGGCCAGGUAUAUAGUGUAUUUUUUUUAUGUAAGAAAAUAAAGAACUUUUUGAACAAAAUCUAAAAUCGGUGGCCAUUUACCAUCCCUUCAAUGACUUGUCAUCUGGCUCUGACUAGAAACAUUUAAAUCAGGACCUUGGUAUUUCUAAGAAUUGUUAAAUGAGCUUGGAUGCACAGAAAAGCUGGUACAAUCAAGUUUAAAUUUAACAUUAAAAAUAUACUCUAUAUUCUCUUUAAAAAAAUUGCUCUGAAUUAAAUUUUUAUUAAAUAGUAAGAAAAUCCAAUGUUUACAUUUUAGACCUAAAUGUUUUGUAACAGUGGUCUACUAGCAAUAUUUUAUACAUAAAUGGAACUACACGUGCCUUUUUAAAAUCAAUAUUUAAUAAAAACAAGUUUCUAAAUCCUGUGCUUUAUUUUCUUUUUACCUUACACUUGAAUGCAUAAUUUAUCUUUGCAUACUGCAAAAGUAAAUUUCAAAACUUUUACAUAUACGUAGGAGAGUUGCAAUAAUAGUUUACAUAAUCCACUCAUUGUAGAAAUUUAAGUUCACAGAGAAAUCAUUUUAAAGACCCACAGCAAACUCAAUUUUAAGUGUUUAAGAAAACAAUCCUUGUUUGUCCAUUUUUCUGUAAGUUGUUUUCUCAUGCAAACACAAAUUUUCCAAAUCUUCCCUCCUCUUUUGUUUAUCUGCAGCUCACCUGUUAAUGUUGCUGCUUAAGGGUAGGACUGUCAUUUUAUUUAAGGAACACUUUUAUACUCUGCUGUUCAAUUAAAGCAGCAUCUGUUUAACAGAUUAGAUCAGAUGUGGCUCAGUUUAAUUACUCUUUAAAUUAUCCAUUAGAACUCCAUUUAUUUUGCCAUUUAUCUGAAUUAUAAUACAGGAAGAUCAGAGAUAUUAUUUUGAGCUCACAAUCACAAUUCUCUUGCUUUUAUAUUCUUUCCAUACAUGUUUAAGCAGAAGAUGGUGGUGCAGAUCCCUGGCAUUAUGUUUGACCCUGAAUUGAGCUUCAAAUCCCAAAUUCUAUUAUUUUACUUUAAUCUCAAUAUUGACAACACUGGCAAUAGCCCAUCCAAUGAGGUGGGGUUGGAAGGAGUUCUGGCACAAUAACAAUAAGCAAUUUAUGCAACAGGUCCCGACAGCAUAUCGUUUACCUCGCCUAGUUAGAAGGGGUCUCUGAAGUAAUGAAAAUAGAAUUUGUGACCAUAACUAGAAACUGUACUUGGUAAAAGUGGAUUUCUCCAAUAAAAUGCAGCAAGUGGAAGUUAAUUAUCAUUUGUAACUGAUUUUGCAAAUACACGAAUCUCACUAACACUCUGCCAAGUAAUCAUUUAUGUGGUGUCACAAUACGGUCCACAUCUACUCCUACCUUCGUAUGCUGGUACCGUAAACAUUAUCACUUUUGUAGUUAAUUUGAUUAUUCUAAUCUCUUUCAUUCCAUUCUCCAGCGAAUUCAAUUUGUUCUAAACAGAGCUUGAGAGCUAAGGAAUAAUCAGCUAACAUUUGUUUUCUGCAUGCUGUUAUUACAGCCUCCCUACUCCCCUUCACAAUAAGUGUCCUCAUAUUUCAUCACACCAAUCUGUGCAUUUCCAGCAUUUUGUCUUUCCUGUCAUCUACAAAAUUUUCCCAAACCGAAUACUUUCUAAGUUACCAACUUCAUGCACUCUUUGAACAACAAAAAUUACAACAAAGCUUCAUCCACUCUCAUUAUAAUGCAGUUCCUACGAGUUCAACAUGGGAAUACAAUGCUGCAGUGGUAGUGCCAUUUUACUAAUAAUUUAAAGCCCAGGGCUAACACCUGAGGGACAUGGGUUGAAAUCUCACUAUAGCAGGUGGAAUUGAAAGUGAAUCUCUGUAAUGGUGCUGUGAAAUUACUAAUAAUUGAUGUAAAAACCCACGUAGUUAAUUAAUACCCUUUAGCGAAAGAAAUCUGCCAUCCUUGUCUGAUCUGGUCUACAUGCAACUCUAUUUCUGCAGCAAUGUGGUUGAUGUUUAACUACCCAAAGGCAGGUGAAUAAAUGAUGACCUUUCUAGUUAAACCUACAUCCAAAGAAAAGUGUAAUUAAGUGUAGAUUUUUUAAUUACACUUUUCUUUGGAUGUAGGUUUAACUAGAAAGGUGUAAUUAAAAAAUCUACAAUCUAUAUUUGCAAUUAUCUCCAAGACAGUAAAGGUACUUUAUUGAUGAAUCAGUAGCUUUUUCCUAGCUGUACUGACUGAACAUCACCUUUGUACUGUAAACUAAAAUAAGAGUCGAAGGCAUUAAUGAUGUAGUCAUAUUUUGUGGUUUCUUCAAUUCCGUUUAAUCAGAUUGCUGUCAGCACUCUGGCUGAUUGCACACUUUUUGGAUACUGAUUGAAACUGGAAGUGGUCUGGUACCUUGUGAAGCAGCAGCACCAAUUAGUCUAGUGCUUCGCUUGGAUAGGGAGAUGGUGCUGUAGUGGAAAUAUCACAGGACUAAUAGUCCUGAGCCCAAGGCUGCACUUGUAUUGCAAAAUAGGAGCUCUACCUGGAUCAUGAAGUUAUUAUCUUUGGUCAGGAAACAAAACUCCAAUGGAAAUUAUUGAAAAUUAAAUUUUAGAAGUUUCUGGUGCUUUUUUGCAUGUUAAGACAUAGCUAAGAGUAACUAGUGCUGGACAGAAUCUGUGAACACCAGACAGGACAUAACAGAAUAUCAUGAGAAGUGGGUUCAAAAGUCAGUACAGUUGAUAUCCAAGUAUCAGUUUCUGAAGACCUAGAGAUGCUGAAUUUAACAGAAGUUGCAGAAAAUUGGUGGCUCUUUGUUUUAUAGCCAAGGCAGUAGUAAAAGACAAACUCACAUUUAUGUAACAUUUUCCAAAACCACAGGACAUCAGAAGCACUGUCAAUUUGUUUUCAGUACAUAUUUUUCAUGUAUUGUAUAGACUGUGUAACUUAGGGAACAAUUUUACAAUACAUGUUGGUAAGGCAGGGAUUUCCUGCAUGCAAGUUUGGAUUUCCCAAGCCCUUACAGGAUUAUCCAGGUUGUCAGAGAACUUAGAAGCAGGAUAUUUGAAUUAUUUGAACUGUUCCAUAGUCGUCAAGAUGGAUUCAGAUAGGAUUUGAAUCCUAAUAUACAAAAUGAUCAGAGAUCCUAUCCUACAUUUACUAAAAAAACUCAGACAACAAGUGUGCUGGCUGGAUAAUUGACUGUGAUAGAUUUAGAUUCAGGUGGCAAUUCAUACAAUCCUUUCAUUUCACCUUUAUUGUACCUUCUUCACAGUCAUUUGUUGGAUAGAAAUUGAAUACUGCUGUAAAAGUACUGUUGAAACUUUUAAUCUUUGCACCUAAUUUGCAAGUAGUAUCAAACCAAAGGGAAAACACAUUGUACAGUAUAAACGUUUUCCCAUUACUGUGACCGUUCUUGCAAAUUGUCCUAAUUUUGCUGUUCCCACUACUAAAAGAAUAAAAAUGUAAUGAAAAUACUGUUGUUUAAUGAAAGGAUUAAAGUCAGUUUACAACACUUUUUAAAAAGAAACUUUACUUUUCCACAUUCUGUUGCAGCAUUUUAAAAGGAGAAAAAUCAGUGCAAAAUUGGAAUUGAACUUGCUCUGCUUAAAUUGUUGGACAUUUAGCAUGGAAGUUAAUUUGAAACCUUCGCUUAUAGCAAACAAUUCUUUGAAGUGUGACCAGGGUUAGUUUUUAAAUUGGUCAUGUCAUGGUCUUCAAGAGACAAAUCAGUGUGAUUACUGUCAAUGUACUGCACUUCUUGCUGCAGUAUAAAGACCAAUCUAAACAGCUUGAUAUACACAU